AUGUCUCAAACAAAAGUGCACACCGAAGCUCGAACAGUGGGCGUGGAACUCGAUGAAUUAAACCAACCUUCCAUGCUAGAUACACAACUCCGCGAGUCCCUAGAAGCAUAUUUAGUGCGUCAUUCGCCGGACGAAGAGCCGUCUACCGAGCACGUUUAUGAUGACCGACCCAGAGAUCUUUCUCGGAGCAAUGCGGUGAUCUUAAUUACUACCCUCUCCGGCAUUACUUUUGUCGGGAGCAUGAGUGGUGGACUAUUGACCGUUGGACUGCCCACCAUCGCUGCCGACUUAGACUUACCGGAUAACCUAUUGCUUUGGCCAGCCUCAGUCUACUCUCUUGCAAAUGGAUGCUGCCUCCUGCUCGCAGGCUCCAUAGCGGACUUAAUAGGCAACCGAAUGAUAAACAUAAUCGGCUGUUUCCUUCUAGGGUCAUUUAUUCUUGCAUGUGGUGUAGCCCAGACUGGCAUCCAAAUGAUUCUCUUCCGCACACUCCAAGGCAUCGCAACAUCUAUGUGCCUUCCGACGGCUUUUAGCAUCUUGACAGAUUCCAUGCCGACUGGAAAACGUCGAAAUAUCGGAUUUGCUUGUCUUGGACUCGGACAGCCCCUGGGAUUUUCAGGUGGACUUGUGCUUGGUGGCCUUUUCCAGGCUACGUCUCUAGGCUGGAGAUUUGGUUACUAUCUCUGUGCAGGGGCUGCCUUGAUCCUUGCGAUUUUGAACUUUUUCAAGUUGCCAAAGGAUGCAGAGCGAGGACCUAUCUCUUGGCACAGAUUUCGUUCUGAGAUCGACUGGAUUGGAAUUUUCUUGUCGAGCGCUUGCUUAGGCAUAAUUUCCUAUGUGUUUGCCACCAUCACGGAUAGCCCGUCCAACAUUAGCACACCUGAAAAUAUCGUCUUGCUCUGUGCUGCUGGUAUUAUGAUCCCUGUAUUUUGGGCCUGGAUGAAUUGGCGAGAGAAAAACGGCAAGCCCGCCCUGAUCCCAAACUCUCUGUGGAAAAACACAGCCUUUGCUUCCGUCUGUAUUAUGGUUCUGCUGUCCUGGGCAGUCUUGAACGGAAUGGAAACUAUUCUCAGUCUUUUCUUCCAAGAGGUGCAGAACCUAUCUGCCUUCCAGGCUGCACUUCGGUUCUUACCAAACAUAGUCAUUGGCAUCAUCCUCAACGUGGGUACCGGACUUCUCGUUCAUCGCUUGCAUGCAAAUCAUCUGGUGCUUGUCAGCACAGUACUGAGUGCUGGAUCCCCACUCCUGAUGGCUAUAAUUAAUCCGAGUUGGUCGUGGUGGUAUUGCGCGUUCUGGGCUAUGCUGCUUGGUCCUCUUUCGGCAGAUGUUAUUUUCACGGUUGCGAACCUCAUUAUUACCGACGCGUUCACUCCUAAGACGCAGGGUCUUGCUGGCGCCGUAUUUAACACGAUCGCGCAGUUUGGAACAUCUAUUGGAUUAACCAUCUUUGCCAUCAUCUCCGCGGGUGUCACUCAGAGUUCCGCGUAUUCAAACAAAGGUUCUGCGGAAGCACUGAUGACCGGCUAUAGAGCUGUGUUCUGGACCUGUUUCGGGUUGAUGGUGGCGGCAUGUGGUGUUGGAGCCUGGGGAUUGCGCAAGGUUGGAAAGGUUGGGUUGAAGAGGGAGUAA
Molecule: messenger RNA, 1629 nt
Organism: Penicillium canescens
Lineage: Eukaryota; Fungi; Ascomycota; Eurotiomycetes; Eurotiales; Aspergillaceae
Exons: 6
Coding region: 1-1629 (542 amino acids)
Biological process (GO): transmembrane transport
Cellular component (GO): membrane
Molecular function (GO): transmembrane transporter activity
Source: RefSeq, a predicted model, not a curated record